This is a messenger RNA of Plasmodium gallinaceum, 1533 nucleotides long. Its product is annotated as conserved Plasmodium protein, unknown function. NCBI's taxonomy places the organism in Eukaryota, Apicomplexa, Aconoidasida, Haemosporida, Plasmodiidae. Gene Ontology annotation, cellular component: nucleus; preribosome, small subunit precursor; cytosol. The record is from RefSeq and is a predicted model, not a curated record. The coding region runs from base 1 to 1533 and encodes 510 amino acids. Gene Ontology annotation, biological process: ribosomal small subunit export from nucleus; ribosomal small subunit biogenesis. The transcript is spliced from 3 exons.
AUGAAAAUUAAAAAUAAAAUAAAAAAGGUUUCAUUUAAGGAUCCAGAAAUAUAUGAAAAUAUUGAGAAUGAUAAACAUGAAUUUAAUGAAAAACCUUACAGCAAAAAUAAUGAUUCCAUCUCUUUAACUAAUGAAGAAUUAAAAAUUCUUUUAGAAAAUUUCAAUCCUAUAGAUUAUGGUAUUACAGAAAAAUUAAGUGAAAGUGAAAAAAAAAUAGUGAUUAAAGAAAUUUAUGAAAAAGAAAAUGUAAAAUCUCCCACAUUAAAUCAAAAUAAAAUAAAGAAUAACAUUGUAAUAAAAGAAAAUAUAAAAAAUGAUGAAUUAAAAAAUACAGAAGUUAUAAAAAAAGAUAAAUUAAAAAAAAAAAAGAAUAAAGAGGAUUCCUUAUCAUACUUAGAUGGAGAUUGUUAUUUCCCAAAUGAUGGUUAUGAUUAUGAGCAACAUUUAAAGCCAAUAAGUAAAAAUUUUAUAGAAAUAAAAACAAAAAAAGAAACCAAUUUUUUUGAGAUAAAACCUAAUAAUGAAGAGGAAAAAGAAGUAUAUGAAGCCUUUGAAAUGGAUAAUUUAGAAGAACUGAAUGACAAUUUUGUAUAUGAAGCACAAAAUGUUAAUGAUAUUGAAAAAUUAGAAAUAGAUAAGGAAUUAAUUUGGGGUAAUCAAGAUUCAUAUUUAUUUUUAAAUAGUAUUGAAUAUUCGAAUACUUUAAAUAAUAUCCAAAAUGGAGAUAUAAAAUAUGAAAAUGUUAAAGAAGAUAAACUUUAUUCAUACAAUUAUUCUAAUGAUAUUAUUGAUGAAAAUGUUGAUUAUAAUAAUAAUGAUCACAUUAUAUUUGAUAAAAAAUUAAAUUCUUUUAAAAAUAUAAAAGAUAAUGAUAUAAUCUCUGAAAAUGAAAAAGGAAAAAAAAAUGAAAAAAAUGAAAAAAAUUUUGACUCUUUUAAAUUAAGUGAUUUAAUUGAGCAUAAGUUAAAAAAAGAUGAUGAUAAAAAUAAUGAAAAAAAAAAAAUAAAAAAAAAAAAAAAAAUAAAUAAUUGUAAAAGUUCAGAAAUAUUUGUUAAUUUAAAUGCUGAAGAUAAAAAUAAAAUAUUGCAAAUUUUAAAUUCACAAGAAAAUGAAAUAAUAAAUGAUGAAGAUAAUUCUUUUUCAGAAUAUUCUAAAGAAGAAUCAAGCUAUGAUUGUGAAACUAUUUUAACAACAAAAACCAACACAACUAAUCAUCCAUAUAAAUUAAUUAUACCUAAACAAAUUAAAGCAAAACCAAUAUUAAAUAAUAAUAAUAUUAAUAUUAAGAAAAAAGAAAGUGAUAAUAAAAAUGAAUCAUUAAAACUUGAACGUUAUUUAAUCUUAGAAAAAAUAAAAACUACAAGGGAUAAAAAUGAAACACCAGAAGAAAAAAAAGAAAGAAAAAAAGCUGUAAAAGAAGCACAGAGAUUAAAUAGAAAAUUGAAAAAGGAAAAUUCUCUACUUAUGAAGAAUGAACAUUAUUACUUAUUCAUUAAAAAUAAUUCCUUUUUCUUUUUUUUUUUUUUUUUAUAG